UCUAACUCUUCUACCUGUUUUUCUUCUUCCGUCUACGGGGUAGAGAGAGAGAGAGAGAGAGAGAGAGAAUGGAAAGGUCAUCGGAGGAAGUGACUCCGUCGGAAGCAGCCGUACUGAUAACUCCUCGUGCCGAUCCCAUUCGCGGCGACGAUCGGAACGGUAACCGAAACCCUAUCAGUACUGCUUCAUCAUCGCGAGCUGAGUGGCCGACGAUCGAUGGACCAUUGGGGUUGUCGGAGCAAGAUUCCGUUGGUUACGCUCGUAAGUUUUUCGGAUUUGGAUUCAUUUUGCUACCAAUGCUGUGGGCCGUUAAUUGCUACUACUUCUGGCCAGUUCUUCGUAACUCUCGCUCUUUCCCCCGAAUCCGCCCCUAUGUGGUAGGAUCAGCAAUAGGAGUGACGAUAUUUUCAGCCAUGCUAGCUUCGUGGGCCCUCACCUUCACCAUUGGAGGUGAACGUCUUUUCGGGCAUACAUGGGAUGAACUGAAUUACAAGUUGGGGCUAGCCUACGUGGCUAACAAGGUGUCUAACUAG
Lactuca saligna is the source of this 533-nucleotide messenger RNA. The record is from the annotation of a GenBank genome assembly. NCBI's taxonomy places the organism in Eukaryota, Viridiplantae, Streptophyta, Magnoliopsida, Asterales, Asteraceae.